Messenger RNA from Phymastichus coffea, 1908 nucleotides. RefSeq names its product proton-coupled amino acid transporter-like protein pathetic (gene path). NCBI's taxonomy places the organism in Eukaryota, Metazoa, Arthropoda, Insecta, Hymenoptera, Eulophidae. Gene Ontology annotation, biological process: amino acid transmembrane transport. The record is from RefSeq and is a predicted model, not a curated record. Gene Ontology annotation, cellular component: vacuolar membrane. Bases 293 to 1765 code for a protein of 490 amino acids. The transcript is spliced from 10 exons. Gene Ontology annotation, molecular function: amino acid transmembrane transporter activity.
UGCCGAGCCGAGCAGCGGAGCAUACAGUCGCGGGUGUACGUACCUGGUGCGCGUGUCCGAUCAGUCUCUCUCUCUCUCUCUCUCUCUCUCUCUCUCUCUCUCUCUCUCGCUCUCUGCCUUGUCGGACUGUGCACGAUAAUGAGACAGCGCUGACCCGAGGCACACGUUUCAGCGAUUUUUUAAAAAUUUUUUUGUCAGCUUCGCGCUGCGAGCGUCCGCCACGGCUUGUCGCAGAGCAAGCUCGCACGUCGAUAAUUGAAAGUACAAAGAGACGCGAGACACGGCGGUAACAAUGGUCGAAGACAACAAUCACAAGACGCAUCCAACGGAGCUAGAUACCUUCCUGCCGCACGACGGAUCCAACCAGAAGGAUGGUCUCGCAGCCAAGUACCAAGUGCAGGUGGCAAGUCGAGACGUGGAGAGCGCGGCGGCACAGCGCGAUGGCAAAGGUUUUGAUCCAUUCUUGGAACGUAAAGUGCCCAAUCCUACCACGGAUUGCGACACGCUUACCCAUCUGCUGAAAGCGUCGCUCGGAACGGGCAUCCUGGCAAUGCCCGACGCCUUCAAGAGUGCCGGUCUAGUUGUGGGGAUCUUCGCGACGGUGCUCGUCGCGUUUGUCUGCACACACUGCGCCUACAUUUUGGUCAAAUGCGCACACGUCCUUUACUACAAGACGAGGAGAACGCAGAUGAGCUUUGCAGAGGUGUCCGAAGCCGCAUUCGCCACUGGGCCCAAGUGGGCGCGCGGUUUCGCCGUACCCUCGAAGUACUUGAUCCUGAUAAGUUUGUUCGUAACUUACUUCGGCACAUGCAGCGUGUACGCAGUAAUCACAGCGAAGAACUUCAAUAAAGUGAUAAAUUACUAUCUUGACGAUGUUUACCAUUCGGAUUAUCAAGUGGAUAUCAGGUUCAUGAUACUCGCAUUGCUCAUACCAAUGAUAUUAUUGAGCUGGGUUCCCGAUCUCAAGUACCUCGCGCCUGUUUCCAUGAUCGCCAACUUUUUAAUGAGCGCCGGCCUGGGAAUCACGUUUUACUACCUGAUCAUGGGACUGCAAGAUGGAAUCAGCUUCGAGAAAACUCCUGCGAGUGGUGCUAUAGCAGCGUUUCCCAAUUUCUUCAGUAUUACUAUUUUCGCCAUGGAAGCUAUCGGGGUUGUAAUGCCACUGGAAAAUAGUAUGAAAACGCCCCAGCAUUUUACUGGAAUUUGUGGAGUGCUCAGCAAGGGAAUGUCAGGCGUGACAUUUGUUUACAUUAUCCUUGGCUUUUUAGGAUAUGCUUGUUACGGCGAUGCGGUAGAAGGCAGUAUUACUUUGAAUUUACCUACUGCAGAAAUUGCUGCACAAGUUGUACAGAUUUCUAUUGGUCUAGCAGUUUACUGCACGUUUGGCUUGCAAUUUUACGUGUGCCUUGAAAUUGGCUGGGAUUCUAUCAAAGGUUACUUCACCAAAAGCCCACUUCUUGCCAAUUAUGUUAUGAGAACUGUUCUGGUUACUGGGGCAGUUUUGCUGGCCAUAGCUUGUCCAACUAUUAGUCCAUUUAUCGGACUGAUUGGUGCAUUUUGCUUUUCGAUAUUGGGUCUUCUUAUUCCUGCCUUCAUAGAGACUGUUACUUACUGGGACGUUGGAUUUGGAGCGUACAACUGGGUUAUGGUUAAAAAUGUUAUCAUCUGUGUCAUAGCUAUGUUGGCAUUAGUAUUUGGUUCAGAAAGUGCCGUCCGUGAUAUAAUUAAAGAGUUCAUUACUACGCCGGACGGUUCGAAAGUAUAAUGUGAAAAAAUGAAAGUUGCCUAGGUGCUAAAUUUUAAUGAACUUUUUUAUAUAUACACAAAAUAUUUUUUGUAAAUAUGUUUUAAAAAAUUGUCUAGUUUGAAAGUAAAGAUUUUUUAUACAAAUUAAAAGUUCGUAUUGGA